UGCAGCGGGGAAAGUUAUUUGCCUCUGAAUCGAAGACUUUUCCGCCCGGCGCUGCAGUGAUAGCAGCUGAAAAGAGGACGGAGGAGGAGAGGGAGGCACAUUUACAGGAGGACUACGUCUUUCUCAUGCACUCAAUCACCUGGACGCUCUGCAGCAGACAGACGUUCAUUCAUCGGAGAUCCACUGCCAGACAGCGAAUAUAAUCAAACACUUAGGAGGACAUGAAGACCGGCAAGAAAUCCUUCAUAGCUUUCAUCAAGGAGAGAAAAAUGGGGCUGAAUGACUUCAUCCAGAAGCUGGUGUCUACCCCACAUAUCUGCCAACAUGUUGAAGUCAACAACUUCCUGAAGAUUGAUGAGAAUCAAAACGAGGAGGUUGAAAAUGACGAACUUCCUGAAAGUCCGAUGUGCCUAAAUUCACGAAGUUCGCUGGCUGAGGACACUCAGAUCAAACCCUGUGAUUUUGACUACCUCAAAAUCAUCGGCAAAGGCAGCUUUGGAAAGGUUCUGCUGGCUCGACACAAGGAGUCCACCAAAUAUUACGCUGUCAAAGUGCUACAGAAGAAAAUCAUCAUGAAGAAGAAAGAGCAAAAACACAUCAUGGCUGAGCGCAGUGUGCUGAUGAAGAACAUCAAGCAUCCCUUCCUGGUGGGGCUGCACUACUCCUUCCAGACCACUGACAAGCUGUACUUCGUCCUUGACUAUGUCAACGGCGGAGAGCUGUUCUACCACCUCCAGAGAGAGAGGAUCUUCCUGGAGCCUAGAGCCAGGUUCUACGCUGCUGAAAUUGCAAGUGCACUUGGCUACCUUCACUCCCUGCACAUUGUGUACAGGGACCUGAAGCCUGAGAACAUCCUGUUAGACUCACAGGGCCACAUUGUCCUCACAGACUUUGGCCUCUGCAAAGAAGGUCUUGAGGCCAAUGGUACAACAACAACUUUCUGCGGAACGCCUGAGUACUUGGCCCCUGAGGUUCUCCAGAAGCAGGCGUACGACCGCACAGUUGACUGGUGGUGUCUGGGAUCGGUGCUCUAUGAGAUGCUCUAUGGACUUCCCCCAUUCUACAGUCGCAACACAGCUGAGAUGUACAACAACAUCCUGCACAAGUCUCCUGUGCUCAAGCCGAAUGUCUCAAAUGCAGGGAGGGAACUGCUCGAGGGGCUCCUGCAGAAGGACCGCACCAAGAGGCUGGGAGUCAGGGAUGACUUUCUUGAACUCAAGUAUCAUUCCUUCUUCUCUCCAAUCAACUGGGAGGACCUGAUGGCCAAGAAGAUCACACCCCCCUUCAUCCCCUCAGUGAGCGGUCCCACAGACCUCCGACACUUUGACCCCGAGUUCACCCACCUGCCUGUGUCCUCCUCUCUGUGCACUGACACCCUGACUGUGACCAGCAGCAUCAAGGAAGCGGCCGGAGCUUUCCCAGGCUUCUCUUACGGGCCUCCAGCUGAUCACUCCUUUAUGUGAACGCCAAUAUCUCUGCCCUUCUGUCCAGGGAACUCACUAGAAACAGGACAAAGGUUCUGGAUUGAGAGUCUUAUUUUGACUGAGGGACCCCUCUGGAGCAGCCUGUAUCCGGGACGUUACACAGCCUGAUAAGAGGAUUUAACUGACAAAACGGACACGAAUACUGGGGGGCAGAUCUUGAGCGAUCUUGUGCAUGAAAAUUGUACAGAUGGGGACUCUCAUGUUACAACACCACUGGCCCUACUCUUCUGCCUCAACCACCUAAGAUUAUAAUAUGUGUGUGCCAAGUAUGGAUGCACUCUGGGGUCAUAAAACAUCGCUCUCUGAGGGCUCUGGACCUCACAGCCACUGGUGAAGUGACAUGAAGAGAAGUGCCUGAGGUUCGAAAGGCAGUUUGGACGGCAGCAAAAGCGUUA
Chelmon rostratus (copperband butterflyfish) is the source of this 1879-nucleotide messenger RNA. Its product is annotated as STKc_SGK domain-containing protein. Gene Ontology annotation, molecular function: phosphatidylinositol binding; protein serine/threonine kinase activity; ATP binding. The record is from RefSeq and is a predicted model, not a curated record. Lineage: Eukaryota; Metazoa; Chordata; Actinopteri; Chaetodontiformes; Chaetodontidae. Gene Ontology annotation, biological process: protein phosphorylation. The transcript has 13 exons. Bases 222 to 1463 code for a protein of 413 amino acids.